This is a messenger RNA of Symbiodinium sp. CCMP2592, 2292 nucleotides long. NCBI's taxonomy places the organism in Eukaryota, Dinophyceae, Suessiales, Symbiodiniaceae. The record is from the annotation of a GenBank genome assembly.
AUGGAAGUUGGUGGCACGCAGAAGUCCUGUCCCAAAGCGUGGGGAGGCUUCAUCAAGCACAGCGCCUUGCGUCGGCAAUGGCAUAGUGCCUUGAGCGGCCUCCGCGGAAUGCAUCUGCAGGGCUUGGAACCCAACGCUGUCGCCUGGAACCUGGUGGCCGCAGCCUCCGGCCGAUGCCAGAAAUGGCAGACCACUCUCAGGUUGUUAAGGAGUGCAGACGCGGCAGAUGAGAUCACGUACAACACGGCCGCCAAGACAUCUUGUCAAGUCGCCCUGUGGGAAACUGGAUGCCGAUGUAUCAACAUCGCGUCAGAUAGACGUCUAAAGCCGGACACGGUCUCCCACAACAUCCUGCUCAAUGGCAGCGGCAAGGCUGGCAGCUGGAGGAUAUGCUUGCAUGAAUUCGCAACCCGAGAAAUUGACCGUGAUGCAACUGCAAGCACGUCGGCUUUAAGCGCUUUGCGCUCUGAGCUGCUGUGGCAAGCAGGCGUGCAACUUCUUUCAGAAUUCUUCCGUCAAGCCCUGCAAGCCGACACUGCACUUCUUGGGACUGGAAUUGGUGCUGGUGCUGCGGGUGACAGAUGGCACUCCUCGCUGAAUUUAUUUUCUCGACUUCAAUCGCUCAGCCUGCGUAUGGACAGCGUUUGCUUGGGAGCGUGUGCAAAUGGCUUUGUGCAGCAUGCGAACUGGCGCCAGGCAGUUCAUCUUGGAGUCCUGUUGACACGAGAGGAUCUCCACCUUAGCCAUGUCUUCUGCAAUUCCAUCCUCGGCGCGUUCCAAAAAUGCGGUCGCUGGGAGUCUGUGGGCGCCACUCUGCGAGCUCUAUGCCGCGUCGCCUGCUCGCCGGACCUCAUUGCAAUGAACACCGCAGUUGCCGCAUGUGACAAGGGCUCGAGCUGGCAGCGUGCGACCUUGCUGCUUGGUGAGACUGCGGCUUUAGAUCUUCAGCCCGAUGCCAUUCUCAAGAGUGCCGUUCUCACUGCUCGCCGGGAUGCGGCAGAUUGGCAGAUGCAACUGCAGCACUUUUGGACGGCUUUCUGCGGUUGCCACACGCCGUCUUUGGCCUUAUGCAAUGCGGUUCUGGAUGUUCUUACCACGUGGCAGCCGGCUCUGCACGUGCUGGGGCGGCUUGGGUUGUGGCGUCUCCGUCCAAGUCAUGUGACUUGUGGAGCGUCUGUGCAGAGCCACUCCACGUCAGGUCGCUGGCGUGAAAGCCAAAUGCUGCUGAACUCCUUCCUGAGCGAUCGGAGCUGGGGCUCGACAGGUAACUUGAAGUCCAGCCAGGCAUGGUGUUCCGUUGUUCAAGUCCCGGGCAUUCCAUGGCAGGCAGCCCUGGAUAUCCUCUGCAAAGUGCGCGAAGACAGACUUCAAGAGGACGCCACUCUCCUUGCCACGGUGACCGGAGCCAACGCAAAGCGUGCCUCCUGUCCGAAUACCCCGAUCCCCAAGACGGGCAAGUACGUGAAGCCGCACCUGAAAGAGGUUUACAAGUUCUUCCGCGAUGAGUGGGUCAACUGCAAUGUCUUCCGGUCUCCUGGGCCGAUGCAGUUGGAUUCCUCUGGGGAUGUGGGUCCACUAUCUGAGAGACCCAUCACACUACUCGCGGACUACUUCAGUGUGGAUGAGCUGAAGCAGAUUGUUCAGCCGAGAGCCCAGCCUGCCCCGCUGGUCAUGUGCAAAGAGCCGUUGGUCGUUCGGGAUGUUCGCCUCCGGGAAAACUUGAGUCUAUUGGAGCAGGAGAGGCUGAACUACGAGCCAGCUUUACCAGGCUACUUGCGUGACCGGGUCACAUGGCAGGAGGAUGAGCUAGCACCGCACUCCUGCGACAACAUUGAGGAGCUGGUCCAAUCUUUUCCCCUCAUCCAUUCCCAUGUGUGCGCUAUCCGGCUGGUCCCGCCCAUUGCAGCAGAGGGAGAUGAGGUUGAAACAUUGAUGUCAGAGCGAUCACCAACUUCGACAAUGAGGCAGACCGCAGCGGCAUCGGACUGCGGGAAGCCCAUGACUGUCGGCAUCGUCUUCGCAAGCAGUCAGGUGCCCGGCUAUCAUCCAGUGAUUGCAGGGCUCUUCGAUUAUCUGGAUGGCCUUCCUGGACCAGCCAAGCUCAUCGGCUUCUUUUGCGGGUACGAGGGCCUCCUGAAGGACCUCUGGGCACCGAUCACGAAGGACAUGGUGGACCAAUUCCGGAACUUGGGGGGCACAGGUAGUGCAUGGGAGGUAGUAGUGGGUAGCUGGGCAGCCGAGCAUGCCCUGAGCAUGCCCAUGGCCCAUGCUUCCGUGUUCGACCUGGCCUGA